AUGUCGUGUCUGUGUGACUCUGCCGUCCCGCCAACAUGUUUGUCCGGUAUCCAUGACGACGGCAUGCUGCUCUUACCCAGAAGGCCGCGGGGCGAGGGCAGUCUGAGGCGCCGCCUGCUGAACGCCCGCGUGCACCAGUAUGCGCACGCCACCGUCCCGGCCAAUCACAGCGAAGCGUGGGGACCAGACCAGAAAGUAAAGACUCCCCAGCCCCACCCACUUCAGAAGAACCAGGAAGUGCUGCUGCAAGCCCCGCCCCCUCAGUUCAAAUACAAACGGUCGCCGCGACGAAGUUGGUUCAAACGCAAGAAGAGAGAAGCCACGCCUACAACGCCACUGCUGCUCGACGGCGACUUGGACAGGAAGUGGUCUGCCCACUACACUACCAAGAAGCCCUUGCACGGCCUGCUGUUCCUGCCCUCCACCAGGAGAGGCAGUGAGGAGACAGUGCUGCAUUAUGGCUCUGCCCCUGUCGCCUCUGGCUCCAGAAUGCACCAAUCAGAGCGCAGCAGGGGUUUUGAAUGGCAGCAGAGAAGCAGGAAGUUGAGGUGCCGUCUGUCGGACUGUUUGUCUCAGUCCUGUUGUGCAGUCCUGUGGAACCAUCAGUCUUCAUUGGACUCCGAUGAUGACGAGCAGCUGGUGGUGGGCAGUACUCGACCUAUGACCCCACUGGUGCUGACUUACUGUUGGGACGGGCCAGCUUCCUGUGAGGAAGGCGGGACUUCCUGUUCAGUGGGCAGGACUUCCGGUGGGCUGCCGACACCAGAGGAAGUGACGUGGAGACAUUCCCAGAGCGUCAUGGCCGAUAUCGUAGCCAUUGACAUCACAGGUCAGUGUUUUGAGCGCCAGGCUGUGUCCCGGUCUAUGUCCCAGAGAGACCUCCAGAGACCAGGUCUGAAAUGGGCCGAACCAGGUCUGGUACAGGACCACAGCAGAGACCCAGUGAAUACAGACCAGUCCUCAGACCUAGUCCAGUCCUCAGACCUGGUCCAAUCCUCAGACUUGGUCCAGUUCUCAGAGCGGACAGUUACGCGUCGGAUCCGCGCGCCGAGGAGGGAAUUGACCAGUUUGAUGGACGCACUCACCUCCUCCACCUCCAGGGGGCACUGCCCCUCCCCCCCACACACACAGGGGGACGGGGACUCCCUCUGCUCCUCCUCUGACUCCUGGAGCUCCCUCAGCCUGUCCCCCAGCUGCAGCCUGCAGUCUGCCCAGAGCUGUGACCUCCUCCACACCUCCUCUGUCCUGGAGAACCAGGACCUCCUCUACAGCUCCUCAAACCACCAUCCCUCCCAAAGCUCACUGGAUUAUGAGGAGAUCUCACCCUGCUUCUGUCAAACGGCUUCUCCUCUGAACGCCCAUCCCACAAACUCCCCCUGCUCUGAGGCCUCCUCAGAUGUGUCCCUCAACGUUGAGCAGCCGUGUCCAGAGACAGGAGACCAGAGGGAGGUGCGGUCCUCUCUGUCCUACGCCUCAUUGUGUUCAGACAGAAGCUUCAGCUCCUCCUCCAUCUCCUCCUCAGUGUCCUCCAUGUCUAGGACCAUUUCACUGAGGAAGUCCAAGCGACCUCCAGCUCCCCCUGUGAGAGAGGAGUCACUAAGGAGGAAAGCCAAACCACCACGGGCCAGUCUGCAGAGGAAGAGAGAAGAGGAGGAGAGGAGCAGAGAGGAGGAGCAGAGCAGCAGAGGGGAACAGAGGAGCUCAGCAGAGGUGAACCAGAGGAGGAGAGCCAAACCACCACGCCUCAGUCUGCAGAGGAGGAGAGAGGAGGAGGAGGGGAGGAGAGAGGAGGAGGACUUUGGAGAUCCCUGGGUUCCGAGGAGGAAGAGGAGACAGAGUGGAGUCAUCUGUGGCUCAACAACAACGUUUGAUCCAAAAGACAGAAGUACUCCAGUGAUGAUCUGUGAACCGUUAGUGUCGCCCUCUAGUGGCUACUGCAGUCAGUCACCGCCCACCUCCCCUUCUUCCCCCCUCAAAAAGCCUAUCCCCCCUACACCCCCACCCCUCCCCAUUAACCCUCCUCCCCUUAGAUCCAAGUCCAGACCCCGGUCCAGACCCGGGUCUGGACCAAAACCGACCCCGCCAAAGCGCACAACCUCGCUGUCAAUCGAGCAGCUGCCAACCCCGCCUUCUCCGCCACCACUUCCUGUUAGCACCGCUGCGACAUACGUAAAUACUCAGAAGGUCGCCAUGUUAUCUCCACUUCCAAAUUCUCCCAACCGGAUUUGUGAUGCGCCUCCAAAAGCAGCUAACGACAGGACUCCCACAUCUGCAGACAAUUCUCCCCAUCCUCCCCCACCAAUACUGCCGCUCCUCCCUCCUCCCCCACUUCCUGUCUCCAACCCAAUCCAUAACACACCCAAAAAUUACCCUCAGAAUCCAAACAAGCCUCCUCCAGCUCACUUCACUCCGAGAUUCAAAAUGGCCGUCAGAGCCCUGCCUCCUAAGAUGCCCGCUGAGGCGUCGUCUCCCUUUGUCACAACUCAGGAUUUGAAGAACGUCAAACUGCGGUCUGUGAAAAGACAAGACUUCACCAGAACCAACUCUCUGCCGGAGAUGAACACCACUGAAGCCAAGUGUGACAAGGGUGACAACGGUGAGCUGGAGCAGCAGAAGGCCACCUCCACUUCCAUCAUCAACGAGACUAGUCUGAACCACAGAAACCAGAGUCUAAGCGAGGAGGAGCUGGAGGAGGAGGAAGCAAAGGUUCUGGAGGAAGCAAAGAAGCUGGAGGAGGAGAAGGAGCCGAAGGAGGAGCUGGAGGACGUCUGUGGAAUCAACAGCAAAGAUCCAGUGGCGCAACAGUCUGAUGAAGACUCUGUCAAAGAUCCAGAAGGUCAGGUCUUCAGUCCAAAUGCAGCUGGAGAAAUGGAUGGACUUGAGUUGGAGCUUUGUAAGACUCAAAAAGAGGCAGAAACAGAAGCCGAAAUCGUAAACAUCUUGAGAGAUUUGGACGAAACCAUCGAUGAGUCCACAGAAGAUGUUUGGACAGAUGAAGGUCCUGCUGAAGACCUGGUUCUUCUGGAGGAGACGCCUCUCGCCGCUGAAGUGCGAGGCUCAAAGGUUCGGGAGCAGAAAGCACAGAUCUUCAACCUCAAACAGUACAAGCUGCAGACGACAGAGAUGUUCUUCAGAUCUCAAGACCAGGGUCCAGACCAGAAGAUACUUUUCAGAGACAGGAACCAGAAGUAUCUGGACAUGUACGCAGUGUUAGCAGACAGCACCGCACCUCCACUGGACCAGAAGACCAAGCUGAAGAUGGAGUUGAGGGAGCCACAGAAAGUGCAUCUACAGGAAGUGCAGCCGCAGGAAGUGCAUCUACAGGAAGUGCAUCUACAGGAAGUGCAGCUGCAGGAAGUGCAGCCACAGGAAGUGCAGCCACAGGAAGUGCAACUACAAGAAAUGCAGCUACAAGAAGUGCACCAGUCAGAACGUUCUGAAACAAAGAAACUGAUCCGAGUGAAACCUGUGCUGCCCAAGAAACCAGAGUUGGGGAUUCUGAGACUGUUGGACCGAAGACCACAGAACACUCCAGAAGAGCUUCCAAUGAUCUCACAAACAAGAGCAGACAUGACAACACACACAGGAGAAGCUGAAGUUAGCGCACAUGUUAGCACAGCAGAAGCUAUUAUUAGCGCACAGACCGGACAGAGCUGGAGAUGUGAAAAUGCUCCCAACUCCUGGAUGGAAAACCUGGAAGACCUGAGCUCACGAGGAAGACAUGCGACCUGCGACAGCGUGUGGCGGCGCAGAGACGCAGGUCUUCAGUACGAGGAACAUGAGCUGAGUGGGCGGAGUUUCAGUGGACACGAGCCGAGUGGGCGGAGCUUCACAGAAACAGCUGUGUUAAAGUGGGAAUUGGUAGAAGAGCAGAGGAUUAUGGGAGUGAGAGAAGAAGAGGAGGUCUGGAGCAGGAGGGAGGAGGGAGUAAGGAGGACGAUGAUGAAACCGCCGCGUACAAAGCGCCUCAGGCCGAACACAAGUGAAAGAACACGGAUGUCAGAGGAAUCGAGCCACCUGAUUGGCCAGAGCGACCUGCCACUCAGCGGCGCAGUGUCCAGCCAAAGACUGAAGGGGGAGCUACUCAUACAGGAGCCAGGAGACAAUGUGUUUGACAAACUGUCGUCAGACCAGAUUUCGGAUCAGAUCCACAGAGACACAGACGAGCUCUUCAGAAUGAUACACAGCUCCGUGUGGGAGGGUCGUGUGUGA
Messenger RNA from Knipowitschia caucasica, 4212 nucleotides. The record is from the annotation of a GenBank genome assembly. Lineage: Eukaryota; Metazoa; Chordata; Actinopteri; Gobiiformes; Gobiidae.